Glycine soja is the source of this 2612-nucleotide messenger RNA. Its product is annotated as probable inactive receptor kinase At1g48480. The transcript is spliced from 2 exons. Gene Ontology annotation, biological process: protein phosphorylation. The coding region runs from base 313 to 2262 and encodes 649 amino acids. The record is from RefSeq and is a predicted model, not a curated record. Gene Ontology annotation, molecular function: protein binding; protein kinase activity; ATP binding. Lineage: Eukaryota; Viridiplantae; Streptophyta; Magnoliopsida; Fabales; Fabaceae.
UUUUAGUGGAAUGUAGUAUAUAUAGAAUAAAAUACAGAUUUAGUUUUGUUUUGAAGAGUAGAUAGAAUAUAGAUAGAUAAUAAAGAAUGGGAAUAGAAGUAAAUUAUGUAAAGUUUAUGAAGGGAAUGAGAUUAAUUAGGGCAAAGGGAAAGGAAAAAAAGAAGUUGAGUGAUGACUUUAGUGUAUCUGAGCAAGUUAGGGUUGUUUUCUGGGUGAUGAGCACACAGGCUGGACUAUUUUAUUUAUUCCAAUUUUGUAUAGUGGUUGCGCUUGUGUUUGUGUCAGUCUCCUCCUUCUCCCUCAGAAUUCGCAAUGCUGCCUCAGAAGCACACUCUGGUGGCGACACUGGCUGUGGUGCUCGCAGUAGCACAAGCAGUAGAUCUGGCUUCCGAGCGAGCCGCAUUGCUCGCUCUCCGUUCCGCCGUGGGAGGCCGAACCCUCUUCUGGAACGCCACCAGGGAGAGCCCCUGCAAUUGGGCCGGGGUCCAAUGCGAGCACGACCACGUCGUCGAGCUUCACCUCCCCGGUGUCGCUCUCUCCGGCGAAAUCCCGGUCGGUAUAUUCGGGAAUCUGACCCAGCUCCGAACCCUUAGUCUCCGUUUCAACGCACUCCGAGGUUCCCUCCCUUCAGAUCUGGCCUCCUGCGUCAACCUCCGCAACCUCUACAUUCAGCGCAACUUGCUCAGCGGCCAAAUCCCACCCUUUCUGUUUGAUUUUGCGGACCUGGUUCGCUUGAACUUGGGCUUCAACAACUUCUCCGGGCCCUUUCCCACCGCCUUCAACAGCCUCACCCGCUUGAAAACUUUGUUUCUCGAAAACAACCAGCUCUCCGGCCCAAUCCCCGACCUGGACAAACUCACCCUCGACCAGUUCAACGUCUCCGACAACCUCCUCAACGGCUCUGUCCCUCUUAAGCUUCAGGCAUUCCCUCCGGACUCUUUUCUAGGUAACUCCCUCUGUGGCCGCCCACUCUCUCUCUGUCCCGGAGAUGUUGCCGAUCCUCUCUCCGUCGACAACAACGCCAAGGACAGCAACACCAACAACAAGAGCAAGUUGUCCGGGGGCGCCAUAGCGGGAAUUGUUGUCGGAUCGGUGGUGUUUCUUCUCUUGCUUGUGUUCCUCUUCAUUUUCCUGUGCAGGAACAAGAGUGCCAAGAAUACCAGCGCCGUCGACAUUGCCACUGUCAAACAUCCUGAGACGGAGUCCAAAGUUCUUGCCGACAAGGGGGUCGCCGAUGUCGAGAACGGCGCUGGUCAUGCUAAUGGCAACUCUGCGGUCGCAGCUGUGGCGGUGGGGAAUGGCGGUAGCAAGGCGGCGGAAGGGAACGCGAAGAAGUUGGUGUUUUUUGGGAAUGCGGCGAGGGCGUUUGAUUUGGAAGAUUUGCUUAGGGCUUCGGCGGAGGUUUUGGGGAAAGGGACUUUCGGGACGGCGUACAAGGCGGUGUUGGAGGCGGGGCCGGUGGUGGCCGUGAAGAGGUUGAAGGACGUGACCAUUUCGGAGAAGGAAUUUAGGGAGAAGAUUGAGGCGGUGGGAGCGAUGGAUCACGAGAGUUUGGUGCCUCUCAGGGCUUACUAUUUCAGCAGGGAUGAGAAGCUCCUCGUCUAUGAUUACAUGUCCAUGGGAAGCUUGUCUGCGCUUUUACAUGGAAACAAAGGAGCUGGUAGGACACCACUGAAUUGGGAAGUGAGAUCAGGCAUUGCACUUGGAGCUGCCCGUGGCAUUGAGUACCUACAUUCACGAGGGCCUAAUGUUUCUCAUGGAAAUAUCAAGUCAUCAAACAUCCUCUUAACCAAAUCAUAUGAUGCGAGAGUGUCUGACUUUGGCCUUGCACACCUUGUUAGCCCCUCCUCUACCCCUAACCGUGUGGCCGGCUACCGUGCACCGGAGGUGACUGAUCCUCGCAAGGUGUCUCAGAAGGUAGAUGUGUACAGUUUUGGUGUGUUGCUCUUGGAACUUCUGACUGGGAAGGCACCUACCCAUGCUCUCCUGAAUGAGGAAGGAGUGGACCUCCCCAGAUGGGUUCAAUCUGUGGUUAGAGAAGAGUGGACUUCUGAGGUCUUUGAUCUUGAGCUCCUUAGGUAUCAGAAUGUGGAAGAGGAGAUGGUUCAGUUGUUGCAACUUGCAGUAGAUUGUGCAGCACAAUACCCUGACAUGCGCCCUUCAAUGUCUGAAGUGGUAAGGCGCAUACAAGAGUUGCGAAGGUCUAGCUUGAAAGAGGAGGACCAGGACCAAAUCCAACAUGACAAUGAUAUACAGUUAUAGAAGAACAUGUAUCUUCUCCCAUAUUUUUACUUGCUAAAUCCUGUGCGUAAGUUGCUUGUAUUCUGUUGUUAGCUUGGGCCGGCCUCAAAUUUCUUUCCUUGGCACCAAACUUUUGAAUUUUCUUCCUCCUCAAAUCUCCAUUGUGCCAUCUCCCCCCUUUUCCUUCCCAAUCAAUACAUUGGGGGGAAGUGGAUAUCUGUUCCAUUAGUUAUUGUUGGAUUCUGGUUGAUUGUAAUUAUUACUUCUGCUUUAACAUGCCUUUUACUUUUGUUGAAACCUUAUUAUGUCUGUUGAAAAUUUGUAAUUGAGAUGUUAUAGUAGCUGUCGUUGGAUGGUUGGUUGCGAUGUCU